GUGGUGGGAAGAGCAUAAGGCGCAAAAAAAGGCCAGCCUCAUGGUUGCCAGCAGCAGCUCGAGAAAGGAAGCGACGGGGAAUCGAAUCGGAAAAUCUGCACUGCACUGCACUUUGGGCCUCCAUUUCAACCGCCGUGUCCAUAAUUGUCUUCUCAUUGUUGAACACCGGUCAGCUCGCCUCCUUUCCUCUUCUGGCGGCCCCGUAGAUCCAGCCUCAAUCUUCAACAACCUUUUUCCUCUCAGCCAGACGCGCUGCUGAGUCUCGUCCUCCUUUAUACGCCUUCCACCUCGUCACUCGUUUACAGUCGACUCGCUAGACGUUCGAUACGCUUCAGACGUGGAACUAGAUCUGACUUUAGCUCGUCCAAAUCCAACGAUACAAAUCAUCCUGAGAAAACGACAGACAUAACCACUUCUCCAUCAACCUCUGUCGAGUCGAGAUUCCUUGCAGCCAUAUGCCUGCUCCCACUCUUACUUUUGCCAUGUCCGAUUAUUCGAGAGUCACGAGAGAGAACAGAACAUCACCCAUGUCGUCCUUCGUCCGCUGGCUGCGCCUGAAAAAGUACCAAUAUGAGGUGACCUUCUCAUUGUACAUGCUCACUCCCACCGAGCGGUUCAUUUUCAACUUCAUCCUCUUCAUGCUCGUCUCUCUUCUCGUCACCGCCGCGUACUACUAUCUUCCCAACCAUGUCUUGAUCAUCUACAACCGAGUCUGGUACUAUCUGCAGGGCGAGUUGGCAUCCAAGACAGCGGCAGCAGGAGCAGCGAACAAGAGCAUUUACAUAGCAGAUGGCCUGAGGACCACUGCAGCAGCAUUGAAGGCGGCCUCUGUCGAAUCGACUACAGCCACGUUGAAAGAGUUGUAAAAUGAGAUACCCCUAAUGUUAUUCUUUUACAAGGAGUUGUAUGGCAGCGACAUUGGUAGCAUCGGCUUUCAUAUAAUCCAUUACAACGACAUGACUCCGUCGAAGCUGCACCAUGUACUGAGCGCGGCACGGCGGCCAUGCCUGUUUUCGUUUUGGCCUCGAUCCACAAAGAGUAGCCAUCAACCCAUUUGGAGACAAUGCC
Exophiala xenobiotica is the source of this 1068-nucleotide messenger RNA. RefSeq lists its product as uncharacterized. The coding region runs from base 456 to 866 and encodes 136 amino acids. The record is from RefSeq and is a predicted model, not a curated record. The transcript has 2 exons. NCBI's taxonomy places the organism in Eukaryota, Fungi, Ascomycota, Eurotiomycetes, Chaetothyriales, Herpotrichiellaceae.